CCGGCGGGGCAGCUUCCUACUGCGUCGGAAACGGGAAUCGCCAACUCCAAUGGCGGAGAAGAAGAGAAAAGCACCAGGCUGGCCGGGCGAGGCGGGCAGCGGGGCCGGGACUGGGCCGGGGAUCGGGGCCAAUGUCCAGGCUGCAGCACCCCUGGGCGGACCCCAAGCGGGCUUGCCGAAUCCCGGGGCGCAGCCUCGUCGUCCGGCGCCCGGCGUGCAUGCUGACGGCUAUUUCCGCCGGCUUUACUCGGCCGAGCCGGACUUCAAGCAGCUUGCAAAGCAAGACCCUCGCUUUGCUGCAGUCCUCCAAGACAACGGGCAACUAGACUUCAGUGAUCCUGCGGCUACAAUGCAGCUGACGAAGACACUGCUGCAGAUCGACUUCGGCUUGAAACUGGAGCUACCCCACGAUAGACUUUGCCCUCCGGUUCCAAACCGCCAUAACUACAUCCUCUGGUUAAAAGACCUCAUGGACACGACAUCAUACGAGCCACCCGGCCGGAAGUUAUGUGGGCUGGACGUCGGCACCGGUGCGAGCUGCAUCUACCCCCUCUUGGGGACCGUCCAGCGGCCCUGGUGUUUUCUCGCAACAGACAUCGACGCCCAGAAUCUGGACUAUGCAAAGAGGAACAUACAGCUGAACGGCCUAGAGGACCGUAUCCGGCUCCUGGAGCGGAAGCCAGAGGAUCCACUGGUGCCGCUCGACGAGUCGGGUGUACAAUCGAUUGACUUCGUCAUGAUGAACCCGCCGUUCUACACAUCGGAAGACGAGAUGCUGUCAUCAGCAAGGAAGAAGUCGCGGCCGCCCAUGUCGGCCUGUACGGGAGCCCCGGUCGAGAUGGUCUGCGAGGGCGGCGAGGUCGGCCAUGUUGGCCGGCUGCUGCGCGAGUCCCUGGUCCUGCGGGAUCGGAUCCAGUGGUACACGUCGAUGCUUGGGAAACUCACCAGCUUGGAGGUGCUCGUCGAGCAGCUGCGCGAGAACGGCAUCGACAACUAUGCCGUUACCGAGUUCGUCCAGGGGAAUAAGACGCGACGGUGGGCGCUCGGAUGGAGCUUCGGGCCCAUGCGGCCGGCCGAACGCGUGGCACGCGGCAUGAAGGCGAAUAUCUGGAAGAAGAUGCUGCCGAGAUCCGUCACGAUGGAACUGUUGGUAUCGCCGCCGGACAAGCCCGUCGGCCCGGUAGUCGCCCGGAUCAACGACGUCGUAGGGUCACUGGAGUUGCUGUCCUGGACUUGGGAGCCGGAAGCAGCGAGAGGCCUGGGAAGGACGAGAGAGAACGUUUGGAGCCGUUCUUGGAGGAGGAAAAAGCUGCGAGAGCAACUUGGAGAAAGGGAAACCGGUGAUCACACCGUCAUGGCCACGGAAUCGGAAUCGGAAGAAUGCCGUCUCGGAUUCGAGAUCGCAGUUGCGGUCAACCGGACGGAGACCAGGGUCAGCCUUCAGUGGCGUGAGGGUCACGACCCGCUCUUAUUUGAGAGCCUGGGCGGCUAUCUGAGAGGGAAGAUGAAAGAUAUUGGAAUAGACAAAUAAUUGAGGAAAUAAAUGGCUGACAGCCAUUGUUGCCUGGGCUGUGUAGCUGUUAUCGGUUUGGCG
Thermothielavioides terrestris NRRL 8126 is the source of this 1594-nucleotide messenger RNA. RefSeq lists its product as uncharacterized. Gene Ontology annotation, cellular component: nucleus. The transcript has 4 exons. Gene Ontology annotation, biological process: rRNA base methylation. Lineage: Eukaryota; Fungi; Ascomycota; Sordariomycetes; Sordariales; Chaetomiaceae. Gene Ontology annotation, molecular function: 23S rRNA (adenine(1618)-N(6))-methyltransferase activity. Bases 50 to 1531 code for a protein of 493 amino acids. The record is from RefSeq and is a predicted model, not a curated record.